AUGACGCGCAUGCCUGGCAUCGUGUGGAAACCGGCGCACGUAACAGGCGCGUUGGUGCUCGCGUCGUCCUUCAUCGAUGCGUCCUUCAUCGCGUCUGUCGUGCGCUGUCUCCUCUUUCUGUCCCUGGUCCUCUCAGGUCUCGACAUGGCUCUCACGCGCUACCAUCUCUGGCGCUUUGAACCCACUAUUCCCACCCCCCAGCGCUUUGCACUCGUCACAGGCGCGUCCAGCGGACUCGGCAAAGAGAUGAGCUUCUUGCUGUGUGAGAAAAAGUACUCGCUGGUCUUGGCGGCACGCACCGCGUCAGCGCUCGAGCGAAUGCGCGCCGAGAUGGAGCUCGUCCAUCGUCCGACGCAAGUGCUCGUGUGCGUCUGUGACUUGUCAACGGCCGACGGGAUCGACACGUUGAUUGCGUUUAUUAGGGACCGCGAGCUGGUGAUUGACAUUCUCGUGAACAAUGCGGCCGCGUGUCUCACCAAGGACUUUGUCGCACUUACCGAGACGGACGUCCAGGAGCUCGUGGUGCUGGAUGUACAGGCCAUGGUGAAGCUCUCGCACGCGAUUGUCCCGCAGAUGAUCCAACGCAAAGUCGGGCGGGUGCUUAAUAUUAGCUCCAUGGCAGGAGUCGCAGCAGUGCCGACUGCUGCGCUCUAUAGCAGCAGCAAAGCGUUUGUGACGAGUUUCAGUCAAGCGCUGAGCUACGAAGUGCGCGCGACGGGCGUCACGGUCACGUGUAUGUGUCCUGGACCGCUCCUGACACCGAACUUUUGCAAGACGGCUAAUUUGGGCAAGGCAGCGUGCAUGACGUUGCCGGGAAUUGCUGCAGAGGCCAAGGACACGGCCAAGAUUGCAUUGGACGCUAUGUUUAAUGGUGAAGUGCUCGUCUACGAUACGUGGUUUGCCUACUUGUCGGCCAAUCUCGUGCAGUGCGUCAUGCCGCGUCGUCUCGCUGCGUGUAUCUGUGGCGCUGGCAUGCAUGAGCUGAAGAAUAUCUGGCAGAUGAUCAAAAGAUGA
Messenger RNA from Peronospora matthiolae, 1014 nucleotides. NCBI's taxonomy places the organism in Eukaryota, Oomycota, Peronosporomycetes, Peronosporales, Peronosporaceae. The record is from the annotation of a GenBank genome assembly.